CAUGUCUUCACAUAGAAACUCUUUGCGACGUCACAACGUCCUUAUUUUUCAACAUGGAGUUAGUAUAUUUUGUCUAUGGUAUAUUCAUCUUCAACGCAUUGUUUUACUCGCCAGUGACGGCACACGUCAUUGGGGGUGAGGUCGAGAUGGAUCCUAACGAUCCGAAAUAUUAUGCAUGGGCUCAAGAAGCGUUGGACAAACAGAUUGGUCAAGAAAAACUGCUGGUUGCUGUAGUAACAAGAGCAACUGAACAACUUGUGCAAGGAUUGAUUACCAGAUUAAAUUUCGUCGCACAAUCGCGUGACGGAAAUUACUUAUUGAUUUGUAAUGCCAAAAUAUUCCAACCCCUCUAUUCGACUCGGAAGGAAAUUGAAGUGGACUGUCAACUGCCUUUAACUCGUUAGCCAUUCAUGUACAUAUUGGGAAACGAAAUUUAUUGAGAAAUAAAAAUAUAAUAAAUUAAA
Molecule: messenger RNA, 464 nt
Organism: Danaus plexippus (monarch butterfly)
Lineage: Eukaryota; Metazoa; Arthropoda; Insecta; Lepidoptera; Nymphalidae
Exons: 2
Coding region: 54-404 (116 amino acids)
Source: RefSeq, a predicted model, not a curated record